AUGCAGCUGCGCUGGAGCGGCCACCUGGUGCGCAUGGACGACGAGCGACUACCCAAAGGACUCUUCUACGGAGAAGUCGCGACGGGUUCUCGCCGUCGAGAAGGACAGAUUCGCCGUUACAAGGAUACCCUGAAGUUCUCAUUGAAAUGCCUGUAAAUCCACCCUACCAACUGGGAGGAGCUCGCACUCCAUCGACCGACCUGGAGGAGGACAGUGAAGACAGGCGCUGCGAUCUACGAAGCCAACCGCAUUGCUGCCGCCAAAGCGAAACGUGACGCCCGCAAAUCACAACUUCGCCCAGUCAGCAACGCUGCCGCACAACCGCUUCCAACGUGUCCUCGAUGUCAACGGACAUUCCGGGCUCGAAUCGGACUUGUUGGACAUCUUCGGAUUAACUGUGCCUCUCGAACGGCACCAACCAUCGUCCCCACGCCUGCCUCUUCCACCUCCUCUCCGCCGCCAACUAUCCCCCACAAUUCUUCUGACCCACCAAUUCCAUCAUCCUCCUCCUCCUCCUCCUUCUCCUCCUCCUCCUCCUCCUCCUCCUCGCUCACUGCUCCAACGGCGGCCGCUCAGGCGACUGUCCCGCGCACAGCAACCGACACUACCACCACCUCCCCCGACUCCAGGGAUGAGGAUCAGGACUACACCUGCCCUCACUGCGACGGUACCUUCACCUCACACACCGUCCUGGUCGGUCACUUGCGAAUCCAUCGCACAGAUACUGGCGAACCAGUGCGUGAAGCACCAACCUACACCCACCGCACUCGCCUCCAAUGCCCACAAGGCCCUCGCACCUUCAGGCAUCGCAUGGGACUUUUCGGCCACAUGCGCAUCCGCGAGAGCGGCCUUGACCGCACUCCCUACACAGCCACCGCGCCCAUUCCCCACUCUUGUCUGCUGACCGGCUCGGACAGCGGCUGGGGUGUGGGAGUGGGGAGGGAGAGUGAGGUUGACGACUCAGCGCACUUCCUCCUCAUUAUAAACAAUCUGACGCGCUUGAAGCUAUCACGGUGCGCUAAAAGCCGUGGCUUGGAAGGUUGCCAACUGACGGGGUAUCUUGGACCUCCUCCUUGA
Spirometra erinaceieuropaei is the source of this 1077-nucleotide messenger RNA. Lineage: Eukaryota; Metazoa; Platyhelminthes; Cestoda; Diphyllobothriidea; Diphyllobothriidae. The record is from the annotation of a GenBank genome assembly.